Molecule: messenger RNA, 807 nt
Organism: Funneliformis geosporum
Lineage: Eukaryota; Fungi; Glomeromycota; Glomeromycetes; Glomerales; Glomeraceae
Source: the annotation of a GenBank genome assembly
AUGACCACUCGCGUAAAACUUCGAGCAAAUAUGCCAACCAUUUAUAAUCAAAAUAAAGUGAGAGUACCAGAUCCAUUUCUUGUGGAACAAGUAAUUAAUUCUAUAGGACAAGAAACUCUCGAAGUGAUCUUACGACAAGUAUUUUUACCUAUAAAGGAACUAAUCGCCCCAUUACCAAAAAAAUUACGCUCAAAUAAAAUUCCUAGACCUCAAAAUCAUUUUUUAAUUUAUCGAAGGGAUUUUCAAGCCAAAUUAAUUUUUGAAAAGGGUUCACAAUUCGCCUCAAAAUUAGAUUACGUUUCAAAAGAUGCUUCAAAAAGUUGGAGUAAAAUUUCUACCGGUAUUAAGAAUGUUUAUAUUUGUUUGGCUCAAUUGGCCAAAAAAGUUCAUGCAGCGACUUACCCGGGAUAUGUUUAUCAACCGAAAAAAAGGAUCGAAAGAAUUAAUCCUAUCGCUAUUGCUUCUUCUUUUAAAGUUUCUGGUCUUUCAAAUAUUGAUUCUCUUACUAUUGAUUAUUCAAAUUCACUUGAUCCCUCUUUACCUAUUCUCACUUCACCUGCUGAUAUUUACAAUAAUUAUUAUCAACCAUGCUUUUAUGACACCACUUCCCCUAUUUCACCAAAUUGUGCACCUUUUAAUGAUACAGAACGGGAGAAUUCAUUAUCGGAAGAAAGUUUCACCUCGCAUACGACUAAUGAAUCUUCUGGUUCCCGUUUUCUUUUACCUCAACUUGAACAUUGUAUUCCUAUUUACAUAACCGAUCCUUAUGACCGUAAAAUGGUCAAUCAAUUACCCUUGGCAUUUUAA